UCUUCUCAUCGAGAACUCCUUCAGGUAGAGAGAGAAAAUUUCUGUUCGUAACAGAAUUUUUGUUCAAACAGAAAAAAAGAAUACAAACAAACACAAAAACAGAAAACAGAAUUUAGUUACCAUUUUUUGCCCAGCCCAUAUUUUUACUCUUCCACUCCUGCUUCCUUCUUCUUCAACCUCCGAAUCGCCUGUCUUCUCUCUCCUCUGGCUCCGAAUAUGUCCUCAGAUCCUUCUGCCAUGGCGGAUUUGGAGACGGAAGCGCUCAAAACAAUGAUCGUCAACGGAAACUUCAAGCUUGCUGUGCAGCUCUUCACACGAGCUAUCUCACUCAGCCUUGAAAACAACGCCGAACUUUUUGUCGAGCGUUCUCACGCUAAUUUCGAGCUCGGCAAGUUUGCCGAGUCUCUCACCGAUGCAGAGAGGGCAAUUUCUUGAGACCCAUCAAUGUAUAUGGCAUACUUUCGCAAAGGCGAAGCUUGUUAUCAGCUCGAAGACUAUGGCACUGCCAAAAGAGCAUUGGAAUUUGGCUCUUGUCAGGUACCGGAAAAUGCAAUAUUCAUGAAGUGGAUCAAACAGUGUGACGAGCUUAUUGCAGAUGCAUGCCAAAUGGAAAUCACAGGAUCUACAUCUGAGACACCCUCGGAUUCAUCAUCAAAACAGCAAAGGGAAAAUAGAGAUAAGUUGGGUGCGGAUGAAUUUCCGCAACGAGAAAAUUUGGCAGAUCCUUCUGCCACGGCAAAUCUGGAAACCCAAGCGCUCAAAGCGUUCAUUUCGCGAGACUUCACGCUUGCUCGCAUGCUCUUCACACGAGCUAUGUCCACUAGCCCUGAUAAUGCCGAAUUAUAUGCCGGACGCUCUCGCACCCAUUUCAAGCUUGGCAUGUUUUCUGAGUCUCUUGCUGAUGCAGAGAGGGCAAUUGGUUUAGACUCGUCAAUGCAUAUGGCAUACUUUCACAUGGGCAAGGCGUGUUAUCAGCUCAAAGACUAUCGGACUGCCAAAGCAGCAUUUGAAUCAGGUUCUUUUCGGGUUCCCGGAAAUGGCCGAUUCAUUAAUUUGAUCAGACGGUGUGACGAGCGUAUUGCGGGCACUGGAUGUCAGAGGCCCCUGAAUCCAACACCAAAACGACAGAGGAUAGAGACUGAUGAAGUUGAAUUUGAAAAAUCGAAGGAGAACAGAGAGAAGUUAGGUGCGGAUGCAUUUCAGGAGAACAGAGAGAAGUUGGGUGCGGAUGCAUUUCAGGAGAACAGAGAAAAUUUGAGUGGAGGUGCAUUGCCGCCAAGGCGUGCACGAAGAAGAAGAUGGCAAGGAGAUGGAUCUCUCGAGAAGAGCCAACAUGAUUAGAUGGCCGGUCUUUGGCAGCCGUCGCGUGUUUUCAGUCCGUCCCCUCCCCACUAUGAGUACUAUUCAGAAAGGUGUGUGCAUUGAGAUAGGAUAUGAAAGAAAGACUACAAAUCAAAUUUACAAUUAGUUACGCUGUAUGGUUUUGUAAUAUGCUUCCGAUACUUCAGGAAGUCGAUGUCCUCGACCUCCUGGGUAGGCGAGGCAAGUGCGGCACGAAAUGAUCUUUGACAACAUGAAAGUGAUAAAAAACCAAUGACCAAUAGCGUACUUGUUCACAAUAAGCAAAGCGUCAUCGACUCA
This is a messenger RNA of Eucalyptus grandis, 1641 nucleotides long. RefSeq names its product protein SGT1 homolog. The record is from RefSeq and is a predicted model, not a curated record. Gene Ontology annotation, cellular component: cytoplasm; nucleus. The coding region runs from base 445 to 1341 and encodes 298 amino acids. Gene Ontology annotation, molecular function: protein-folding chaperone binding. Gene Ontology annotation, biological process: defense response to fungus; protein stabilization. NCBI's taxonomy places the organism in Eukaryota, Viridiplantae, Streptophyta, Magnoliopsida, Myrtales, Myrtaceae. The transcript has 10 exons.